Molecule: messenger RNA, 4247 nt
Organism: Schizosaccharomyces cryophilus OY26
Lineage: Eukaryota; Fungi; Ascomycota; Schizosaccharomycetes; Schizosaccharomycetales; Schizosaccharomycetaceae
Exons: 2
Coding region: 3499-4065 (188 amino acids)
Source: RefSeq, a predicted model, not a curated record
AGAAAGUGCGUCUGCAGGUUCAUUUUUUCGACCAGGGCGGUAUUCGAUUUCAAAAUUGUAUAAAUCUAGUUCAGUUGCCCAUCGCAUGAUUUUUGAGUGAGUGUCUGUGUGAACCUUAGUGAACAUUGAUGUUAAAUUCUUAUGAUCAGUAAGAAUUUGAAAUGGUUUGUCAGUACCUGCCAAAAAAUGAUACCAUUUACGUAAAGUUGCUAUAAUUGCAUAUGCUUCUUUUACCCAUGUUGGCCAAAUUCGUUGCCGAUCUGUAAAUGUCUCUGAAUGAAACGCGAUGGGAUGAUAAAUUUCGUCGUCUUGUUUUUGGGAGAGUAUGGCUCCUAUAGCAAAAUCAGAAGCAUCCGUUUCUAAUCUAGUUUCUCGAUGUGGCUCAUAAUGUCUGAGCAUAGAAACAUUUUCGAGCUCUUUCUUAACUUGUAAGAAUGCUUGUUGUUGACGAUCAGUCCAUUUAACUUUAGUGUUUUUCUUGGUUAGAUCAUAUAAAGGUCUCGCUAAUUUGGAUAAAUAAAUCGUCGGCUGUAAUUUACGAAUUCUAAAAAUGGUUGUAAUCUUCUAAGAGUAUUGGGUAUUGACCAAUUUGCGACUGCUUGAAUCCUCUCUGGAUCAAUUUCAAUACCUUUAUCGGAGAAUAUGUGGCCUAGAAACUUUACUUUGUUUGUGAAAAAAAUGACAUUUUUUCUCGGUUUGCGUAUAGGUUAGCUUUCUGCAAUCUUUCGAAAACCUGUUGCAAAUGCUUUUCAUGGUCCUUUUCUGAUGAUGAAAAUACGAGAAUAUCGUCUAAAUAAACGAUAACAAAUAUGCCAAUAAAAGGAAGUAACACUUUGUUAAUAUAUCUUUGAAAAUUCGCUGGCGCAUUUGUUAUUCCAAAUGGCAUAACUGUAUAUUCAAAUGAUCCGAAAGGUGUUCUAAAAGCAGUUUUAUACUCAUCUCCUUCCCUGAUCCUAAGUAAAUGAUAUGCGUCCUUCAAGUCUAAUGUUGAGAAAACUUUGGCUCCGUUUAACCAAUUUAUAAUUUCUUCGAAGUUAGGUAUCGGAUAUUUAUCUCUUUUUGUUAUCGCAUUUAAAGGCUUGUAAUUUACUAACAUUCUAUAUCUAUCUGUUCCCUUUUUUGGAACAAUCAAUGGCACACAUAAAAACUUUGAAGAGCUUCGACGAAUCCUGCCUUGUUUUAAUAAUUCGUCAGUCUUUUCCUUUAUGCAUUCUCUUUCCUUCUGUGUAUAAGGUCUUAAUUUUGGCGCAUACGUUGGUAAUUCUUCUGUUAAUUCUAUUUUCAAAUCACUCUCUGAGUGUUCAGGUAUUGGAGUCCUAGUAGGUUCCUCAAAAAUUUCUGAAAAAGGUUUCAUAAUUUUUUUAAUUUCCUCAUUAUUCUUAAAAUUCUCAUCGUGGCUUUCUUUUAUUUCAAUUUUGCUUAAACCUUCUAAUUUGUUCAUCUUUUCAAUUAAUGACCAACCGAUAAUGGCGUCUUCUUCAAUCCUUGGCGAUAUAGUUUAUGUUUCGUGGUAUUUUCUUCCUCGGAUUUCCACUGGUAAUGUUAACUUCCCAGUAACUUUUAGAAUGUGUUUAGUUAUUCCUACAAAUGUUCGGUCUUUAUCAAAUUCUUGUGUGAUUUGUUUUGGUCUGUAGUGCUGGACAACAAUCAUCUAGUCAUUCCAAUUUCUUGAAUUUUGGUUUAUCGUUCUCGCUUUUCUUAAAUUCGUCUUUACUAGGAAACCUUUUGUUUAAAGGUUUCGUAUUUGAAAAUGUUCGCCCAUUAUGUUUCUCAUAUCUUCGGAAAUUGCCGUAACGAAAUUUUUCUUUCGUGAUAUUUAUUGACUUGUCAUAAUCACCAGUUUCAUAAUUGUUUCUAAGAAGUUCUUUUCUUAUAGCAAAAGGAUGUACCAUGAAAAGAUGCAUUUUGAAUCUUGUUUCGUUAUCUAAUUCUUCGAACCAAUGUCUGUACUCUUGCGUAUUUACUUCAAGUUUCAAUGCUUGAUCCAUGACUGUAUGUAAUUGAGUCAACCAAGUCGAAAAUUGUUCUUUCGAAUAAACUUGAUUAUAAAUAUUUUUGAAUGUUCUAUGUGGUCCCGGUUUCUUAACGGAUUCUUUUAUCUUUUCCUUAAGAUUUUCAGGAGAUCUGUUAUAAAGAUAUCCUAUUUUCUCUCGAUCUGAAACGAAUACUAAUGGUAACAAUUCGAAAACAUUUUCUAAUUUCUUUAAAAAGACUUUUGUCGAUUCUUUCUCAGAGUCAUAUAAGUCGGGUUCUUUCUGAUUUAAUCGUGAAAUGUAUACGUGAGCGUUUUCUCCAUAAGCUCUGAUGGUCAUUCUGAUGAUGUCAGUGUAUUCGACGGAUAUGUAGUCUUCAUCAAUUUCCAUUUGGGACGUUAGUUCUUUCUUUUUCUCUUCCUUAAUAUCAAUCAUUCCUUGCGUCACUAGACUCAUUCUAGUCGUUAAUUCAUUGAUAUGCUCCUCGUAUUGUUGAAAAUAUUCGCUGAGAAUAUUUGGACUCAAUGCGUUCUGAGACAUUUUGGCUUAUUGAUUUGCGUAUUCGGAUCUAACGAUUCCACUUCGGUUAGGAAGAUAAUUAUUUGGAUACUGUCAUGGGAAAAUACUCCGUAUAGUUAUAAGAAUGUGAGUGGAAUACAAUUGUAAUUGCUUUAAAUGUCAAGUUGAUUACUCUAAAAUAAGUUACUAAAUAUCUGGAGUGAUAUAUCUUUAGUAACGUCCUGGUUAUACUAAUGAUUAUGUUACUUAGACACGUCUAUUAUCCUCUGCCAGCAAAAUCUUCCUAACUGAAGAAUUCGUCUGAGAAGAACGGGCGUUUAUAUAGUAACCUAAAACUGGGAAGUAAACAAACCAUAAACUUUAACUAAUCAGUGACGAUCGUUCAACCUAUCAAACUGUUUUGUUUGUUUGUUUAUUAACGUUGAUAGUUGUCUUGUUUAUAUUAUAAAUAUAACAAUACACUAUCAUAAGAGCAUAUUUCUAAGUAUUAGCAAAUGCAAUAAGACUAAAGGAUAAGGAUAAGAUAUUACAAAAGGUAAACAAAACAAAGAAAAUACGAUUUCAACAAAUCGGAAAGCCUUUCGGAACGGAAGUCUUAUAUACAGAGAAAGUUUGUUAUACAAAGAGAUAGAUUACUUUAGUUGUUUCAGCGAAGAUAUAUAAAGUAUGAAUCCACAGUCGAACUCUUCAGAUUGGAAAAUUCGACUGGUCUGGCUAAAUAAGAUCGUUUUCCUACUUUCAAUUUAGUUAACCAGAUCCCUGGACAUUACUACCAUCUAGAUACGUAGUACAACUAAGUCGAAUUAACGUAUACAAUUCUACAAUCGUAGAUAUUAAUUCCACUUGAUUUUUAUUCUCAUAGACCGUGAGAAUUAUUAACGUGACAAUAAAGCGCAGACAUCUACUAUUUAUUUUCAUCCGACUACAAAAUUCUGUUUAUCCUAAGCUUACAAGUUUUACCAACCUUUUUCUAGCAUAGUGACAAAUAAGUGGAUACUAAUUUAAGAUGGAUGCAAGAGUUUUUGUAAAUGAAUUCAAUAUUCCUCCGCCCACGACUGAAACAUCUGAGGAUGUUAUGAGGUUUUUAAAAGACUUUGAAAUUGCUACCAAGGGAAGGAGUAUUGAGAAUGAGGUUAAUGUUCGUCUCCAAAUGCAACAGAUUCUGAAUGUAGCUUCCCAAUUCAGACAAAGAGAGCGUACUCUUGAGGAUACACCUCCAAGAUGGUUUCAGAUGUGGGUGAAUGAUGAAAAUGGAUUUUCAGGACUAUUUAACAGAAUAGGUCGAAUGGAAGCAAGAAUUGACAGAAUAGCAAACGUUCAGCGAAGAUCCUUAGGGUUUCCUAUCGACGUUGUACCUUUUUUAAAUGGAGAGGAACCUACUGAAAAAUUACCUCAAAUUAGAUCAGUUGAAGAUAUCGAUCUGUUAACAAAAGAUCAGUGCACUUCUUAUUUAAACGGGUAUGGAAUAAGAUUUAACCCUAAUGAAACUAUUAAAUUGAAAGAAAGGCUCCGCGAUGUUGUCGGUUUAAUGAGUGCUUAUGAUUUAGCUUAUCAGUUUUCUGGAUUCCCUUAGGAUCUAUGAUUAUGAGUAUUGAAGAAUGACAUCCGUAGAAGUAUUGUUGUUUUGAGCAUACUGCUUUUGAAUGCCAAAUAUUUGCAUUUGUCGUGAGCCAAUGAUAUCGGCAUAUUCUGCACUUCACGAAGUUGAGCUAGUAGGAUUGCUCUGAAGCCCCAAUUAUUUACUCGUAGUCGUUC